CCCCGUACAUUACUGUAGUUAAUAUCAUUAGCCUUGUCAUACUAUGUAAACAUUCUACAAACACUCUUUGGACUCGACGUCAACUCUAGAUCUCCAUUUCUUUCGUGUGUUUUCGUUGCUUGUACUUAUUAUGGGACCUUGUUUUCCUCGCUUGCACUGCGUUUCGAUUCUUACUUGAUCAUGGCCCCGGCUCCCAUGACGCGACACCCGUGAGUUACUUCCCUUUCCACUUCGCACACGCGACUUACGAACUAUUAGUGAGAACCAAUCCGAAGAGGUGAUUGAUCUGACACAAGAAGACGACGACGAGAUUGAUAGUGGACCUUUCCUGCCGCCGUCGAAUCAUGGUUUGACAAUUCCUGGGACAUUUCCAGCGCCUUUCGCAAGGAAUCCUCAAACAUAUAUAAAUUCAUAUCAUGACAAUCACUUUGCGCCAAUCCUACCAGGAAACUCGCAAUCAAAACGAGCUGCGAUGCCUACCCAAAAUAGAUUCAAUUAUGCACCAAUAUUACCACGUGCUACUGUCGCGACUAGAGAAGUGGCACUAUUCCCUAAUACAUCUGCGUUGAAAAGACGAAGUCGGGAAGGAAACAAAGAUGCCAGUCCACGGCCUCACUGGAGGUCGCACUCUGCGGCCGAGAGUGCUUCGAAGAGAAGACGAACGUCGAGCGACAUGAUAGACGCCAGCUCUCCUCAGGAGCUACAGUCCAAAAUCGGCAGUGAAACCACAAAGCGGCGGACAAUGAGGAGAACGGAUGGACAGCAUUCCGCCCAGCAUUUGAAUGGACGAGCCCAAGAAAAUGAAGAAUCUAUGAACGAAGGCUCUCCUUUAGAGCUGCGUCCCACGAUCGAAGAUGGCCCGAAAACAAGACGGUCGACGAGAGGCUUGACGGAGCAGGAUUUUACCCAGCACCUUAGUGGACAUGCUCAGGAUAAUGAAGAAUUCGUAGCUUCUCGAGGAGGCUCGUUUUCAGCUACUCUACAUCCUAAACGAACCAGCUCGAGCCUUAGCGUGGUAUCAAACUCUCCAGCCAUCCAGUCUACCUCUCCUAUAUCAUCUCAAGACAAGGCUAGAAUCUUUUCCGAGAACAUCUAUAACCAAGUCUAUAUGCACAUGAAUACGGCGAUGGUUCGUCAUAAACAAACAAUAAAACCAUCGAAGCUCCAGGAGAUUGGUAGCUCGGUUGCUGGCGUACUAGUUGAGAGCCCUAUGUUCGAAAGCUUCAAUCGUUAUGAAGUCUCGCGCGAGGACGAGAUCAUGAUAUCACAGAAAGUCAGGCACUACGUAGACGAUUUUGUUGCAUACAGCCUAGCCCCAGCUACGUCUUUUGGCACCGAAGUUGCAGGCGCUCCUGGCCCUCGCAAGAAUAAACUAAAAACAAAGAAAACAAGCAGUAUUCCUCCAAGAAGAGGCACGCGAUCUCAAACUCAACAUAUUCAAGCAGAUGUUUUAAGUGUUUCCUCGACAGAUACUCAGUCCCCACGACAUGACGCCCCUCCUAAGGAGGGGGAAGAUGGUGAAUUCGAUGACUUACAGCACACUAGCGGCGAUGCUAUGCACGUUGACCCAGACCUGGAUCUAAUUGACAACACGUCUUCUCGUAGUACGACUGUUCUUGGCCAAACCAUACAUGGACAAUUGCGACCAUACAUCGACGCUAGAAGCCGAGAGAGAAUCCGCCGUGGUCUUUUAAGUGUCUCCGAUCGAGAACGGGAUAUGCUUCUCGGGCAUAUCUAUCACAUUGACUUUUGUGAGGAAGAGCUAUCGAUCGUCCGCCAGGUUCUGCAAACAAAAUCACAAAAAAAAGGAAAUCAAACUAUUAGACUUCUCAUGCAAAAGCAAAAGCUACAAGUGCCUGAACUGGUCUCGUUGGUGAUGUCACAUCGUGAGGCGCACUGUGAAGAUCUUAGUGAGGACCUUGUUCAUAGUCGUGGGCCAGAAUCAUUAACUGCUUUCCUCAAAGAUGCUGCUGCUGGUGAAAUAUCGGUGAGUGCUAGAACACUUAUGGUAGGCCCAAAACGCUCUCCGAGACAGUUUUCUGCACUUUUAAGACAACGUGAAAUGCAUGGUAUGGCCUCCGUUCGAUUAUGCGGUGGUCAGAGAUCAUACACACGAGAGAUCAACUCUGCGCUUGAGGACUCAUUACAACGAAAAGUCGAAUGGACAGAUUGUUGCGGUGACAUAUGGGCUAUCAGUUGGACAAAUGAUGAUGCCUUUGUAUGUGGUGCUACUGCACAUUCUGAUAACCAUAACAUGCAAUAUAACAAGCCCGGUAAUCUCGUCGCUGGUUCUGUCUCCAAGGAGUCUUUGGAUGCAGUACCAGAUCACCGGGUUGUACGUCCAAUUGUGAAUGCGAGUGAGAAUGCUGAGAAUGCUCUUGACUCUAUGAGGCAAACCCAAGAUCCUUGGCUUUAUACAUCCAUCUCAGCAAUUUCUCAUAGUCAAAAUAGCGGUCUCACUUUCACCGCAAGCUUUGAUAGGACGGUGAAGGUGUGGAGGGUGUCGCCGUCUGAUACUGGAUCUUCAAUGGAUAUUCUUGGGACCUGGCAACAUGAAGGAAAGGUCAACUUCGUGACAACCUCGGAGCAUCAUAGUCUUGUGGCUACAGCUUCUGAUGUUUAUAACAACGCCGUCCGUGUCUAUCGCCUUAAUGAAAGCAAUUUGGGUGGAUCAGCAUUUGAUACCUACAAUGGCGAGAAAGCCGCCGAACAAGCACAGGAAUUACGCAGUAGAGAUGUGUGGGCAUACUAUCCUGCGACCAUCCAAUGGGGAAAAGCAGAAAGUGUCUCACAUCUACUACUCGUUGGCUACUCGCCACGUUCAGUUAGCAAUGAUGAGGUUGACAUUCCUGAAGACAAGAGAAAUAGUGGAGAGUUGUGCUUGUGGAAUGCCCUCGAUGGGUCAAGGGUUCCUAUUGCGUCUGCGCGUAACCAAAAUGUGUUUGAAGUUGUUUGGCAUCCAAAUAAACCAGCUUUCGUUGCUGCUACAUCUCCUUGCGGUGUUUUCAAGAGCGAAGCAAAAACGCAAAUCAGGUUGUUUGCAGCAAGAACCGACAAUGAUAAUUACACCGCUUUUUAUCCAAUUAGAGUUCUUGAUUGCCCGGCGAUGGAUAUUAACGAAUUAACGAUUAUGUAAGUAAUCACCUCAAUUUUUUGAUUCCCCUGCUGAUGUAGUUCUAGGCCCAACAGCCUUCUCCAGUGCUAUGUAACCGCAAGCUGCACCGAUGGGAAUACUUAUGUCUGGGAUACUGGAGCCAUCGGUGAUGAACCGAUUCAUGUUCUUCCUCAUGGAGGUGAGACUUGCUACACCUUCGUAUAGUUUACCAUGCUAAUGAACAAAAGAAUCACUCGACAAUCUUUAUCAUGACCUUCCUCGUGAACUUGCAGACACUGGUGUUAAAUUUGCUGCUUGGGGAAAAACAUCUGACCGCUUUUAUACAGGUGCUUCUGAUGGUAAAGUCAAGGCAUGGGAUAUACAGAGACCGCGGGGAAAAGCACUCGUUCGUGAGAUGCUCGCUGCUUCUGGUGGAAUAGGCGCCGGAGCUUUCUCCUCAGACUUUUCUAAACUUAUUAUUGGUGAUGCAACGGGAAAGGUUCAUCUAUUAACACGAAGUGAGGAUGAUCCCGAACUAGAGGAUUCAGACUUGGAAGAGUCUGAGAAUCCAUCAGGAAUCCAACCUAAAAAGCAAAAUCGUGGUGUUUCACAUCUCAGAGGACCUCGGUUGAUCAAGCACCAUCCAGAGCCUGCCCCACCGGACGACCACAGUAUACAAGAUUUCGACACCGGCGUUGAGAUCUCCAACCACUUUGUUCUACAAAACUAUAUAACUAUAAAUCCAGACCCGGCUAUUGGUGCAGUCCAGGGUCCAAACUAUCAUGAGUUUGGUCUCUAUCGUUUUGAAGCCCAUAUAGAUGAAGAUGGUACGAAAGCCUUGGUACCUCAUUUUCAGGCUCGGCAGCAGCAUGAAAUACAUAUUAACAUGACAACUGAUCCCCUUCCAAUUCUUCCUACACUUACGCAAAGUUCAGAUCUUGUCGCUCAUAUGCGUAAUCUGUCUCUGACCUUUGGAUUUAAUGAGCUAGAGCCCGAAACCCGAAGGCAAUUAUUGAUGGACGGGGCACAACUUGAACCGGAUGAUGACUUCGAGUAUGAGAUGAGUCCCAGGGUACAUAUAUUUAAAAAUAAGCGGCAUAAAAACGGCCGGUCAGAUGGAUAGAAGAUACCUACUUAAUAUUGCACAAUAGUUAUAGCGUUUCUGAGACCGUGUAGAAUUUUAUGAGCGGAGCCGUCGCUAGGGCGAGCAUGUGUGCAACACAAUAAGGGAGCCUAUGGUGAGGAUACUCAAUAGUUGUAUGUGAUAUGUUUACAGUGAAUAUCACUAUUUAGACCAUUGGAAAUAUGUAUAAUGAUAAUGAAGCGGUUAGAACGUUGCUAUGGAUGUAGCAUGGUGGGCACUUCAGAAUAGGACAAAAACUUUCAUU
This is a messenger RNA of Sclerotinia trifoliorum, 4482 nucleotides long. Lineage: Eukaryota; Fungi; Ascomycota; Leotiomycetes; Helotiales; Sclerotiniaceae. The record is from the annotation of a GenBank genome assembly.